AUGGAAGGGGCGGGAGUGAGGAUAUGUCGCACGGUUGGCACCCACGAGUUGCGCAACCUGGACCCCUACCUGAUGCUCGACGAGCUGCGGCUCCCGGCCAGCGAGGCCACGGCGGGGUUUCCGGACCAUCCCCAUCGCGGCUUCGAGACGUGCUCCAUCAUGAUCUCGGGCAAGAUGGAGCACAGGGACUCCGCGGGCAACCACGGCGUGAUCGGCCCCGGCGGCGUGCAGUGGAUGACCGCCGGGCGCGGCAUCGUGCACUCCGAGAUGCCCAAGGUCACCAGCGGCGACCUGUGGGGCUUCCAGCUCUGGAUCAAUCUCCCCCAAAAGGACAAAUUCGUGAAGCCUCGGUACCAGGACUACCAGGCCGAAGAGAUCCCGGUGGUGGAGAAGGGCGGCCUGACCGUGAGGGUGAUGGCGGGGGAAUCCUACGGCGCCACGGGGCCGAUCCAGAUGCGGAAUCCCGGGAUGCUGCUGGACGUGCAGUUGGCGCCGGGGGCGGAGUUCAGUCAGCCCAUCCCCAGCGAGUGGAGCGGCUUCGCCUACGUGUGCGACGGCUCGGGCACGAUCAGCGGGACCCGGGGGUCCAGGAGGCAGGCGCUGGUGUUCGGGCCCGGGGACCACGUGCAGGCGGCAGCGGACGCCGGGGAGAGCAUGCGCUUCCUGCUGGUGGCCGGCAGGCCCAUCAACGAGCCCAUCGUGCAGCACGGACCCUUCGUCAUGAACACGCAGGAGGAGAUCCGCCAGGCGUUCGUGGACUACCAGACGGGCAAGCUGCAGAACCCGGAGGACAACCCCUGGGAAAGUUGA
This is a messenger RNA of Ostreobium quekettii, 810 nucleotides long. The record is from the annotation of a GenBank genome assembly. NCBI's taxonomy places the organism in Eukaryota, Viridiplantae, Chlorophyta, Ulvophyceae, Bryopsidales, Ostreobiaceae.